Molecule: messenger RNA, 2895 nt
Organism: Galeopterus variegatus (Sunda flying lemur)
Lineage: Eukaryota; Metazoa; Chordata; Mammalia; Dermoptera; Cynocephalidae
Gene: ADCK1
Product: aarF domain containing kinase 1
Exons: 8
Coding region: 1-1446 (481 amino acids)
Biological process (GO): lipid homeostasis; mitochondrion organization
Cellular component (GO): mitochondrial inner membrane
Source: RefSeq, a predicted model, not a curated record
AUGAUAUUCAAGCAGAGGGAGCAAGAAGAGGGACCAAGGUCCAGGGAACAGUCUGCACUCACACCUCUCUGGCCCUGGCCUAUCUCCCUGCAGGUGCACCUCCGCUCUGCCAGGCGUCUCUGUGAGCUCUGCUGUGCCAACCGGGGCACCUUCAUCAAGGUGGGCCAGCACCUGGGGGCUCUGGAUUACCUGCUGCCAGAGGAGUAUACCAGCACGCUGAAGGUGCUGCACAGCCAGGCCCCGCAGAGCAGCAUGCAAGAGGUCCGCCAGGUCAUCCGUGAGGACCUGGGCAAGGAGAUCCAUGAUUUGUUCAUGAGCUUUGAUGACACCCCUCUGGGGGCGGCCUCCCUGGCCCAGGUCCACAAGGCAGUGCUGCGCGACGGGCGGAUGGUGGCUGUGAAGGUCCAGCACCCAAAGGUGCAGGCUCAGAGCUCAAAGGACAUUCUCCUGAUGGAGGUACUUGUCCUGGCUGUGAAGCAGCUGUUCCCAGAGUUUGAAUUUAUGUGGCUGGUGGAUGAAGCCAAGAAGAACCUGCCUUUGGAGCUGGAUUUCCUCAAUGAAGGGAGGAAUGCUGAGAAAGUGGCCCAAAUGCUCAAGCACUUUGACUUCUUAAAGAUCCCACGAAUCUACUGGGAGCUGUCCACCAAGCGGGUCCUUCUGAUGGAGUUUGUGGAUGGUGGGCAGGUCAAUGACAGAGACUACAUGGAGAGGAACAAGAUCGACGUCAAUGAGAUCUCACGCCACCUGGGCAAGAUAUACAGUGAGAUGAUCUUUGUCAACGGCUUCGUGCACUGCGACCCCCACCCGGGCAAUGUGCUGGUGCGGAAGCAGCCGGGCACGGGAAAGGCAGAGAUUAUCCUGUUGGACCACGGACUCUACCAGGUGCUCACGGAGAAGUUCCGCCUGGACUACUGCCAACUCUGGCAGUCUCUGAUCCAGGCUGACAUGAAGAGGGUGAAGAAGUACAGCCAGCGCCUGGGGGCCGGGGAGCUCUAUCCCUUGUUUGCCUGCAUGCUGACGGCCCGCUCAUGGGACUCGGUCAACAGGGGCAUCAGCCAAGCUCCGGUCACUGCCACUGAGGACUUGGAGAUCCGCAACAACGCAGCCAACUACCUCCCCCAGAUUAGCCAGCUCCUCAACCAUGUGCCACGGCAGAUGCUGCUUAUCUUCAAGACCAAUGACCUGCUGCGUGGCAUCGAGGUCGCCCUGGGCACCCGCGCCAGUGCCAGCUCCUUCCUCAACAUGUCACGGUGCUGCAUCCGAGCGCUGGCUGAGCACAGGAAGAGGAAUACCUGUUCGUUCUUCAGAAGGACCCAGAUCUCCUUCUGCGAGGCCUUCCACUUAUUGCAGAUCAGCCUUCAUGAACUCAUCCUGCGUGUGCAGGGGCUGAGGCUGGCCAGCCGGUUGUUGGCCCUGCUUUGCUGGUUGUUUCCUACCCCGCACUGAGUGGACUUGCUGUCCCUUGCUCCUUUCUGGUGUCUUUUCACUCCUCAGUGUUUGGCCCUGUUGCUACCCAGUUGUCCUGUUUCUGCCACAUGGUUGUCUGCAGCCCCAAGGCCAUUGUCCGUGGCACCACUAUACUCUACCUUUGGAAUUCUGUCUCAUACUGUGGCCCUUGUCUCAGGGCCCACAAGCUGCACCAUGGAAUGGCCUUCUCUCCUUCUCCAAGGAGAAGACACAGCAGCCGACUUUCCCGCUCCUGGUGUGUGCCAUUGGGUUGAAUGUCCCCUCACUUCUGUGUACCCUCUCUAUUGUCAGGAUGGACCACAUGGGCCACUUAAUGAGGGCACAUUAAGUCAUUGGAAGUUUGAUUUUGUUGGAGGUGAGCACUGUCUCUGAACUCCUACCCUUGCCAUACCACUCCCCAGAGGUGUCACACCUGAGCAAGGUGGUUUGGCAUCUGAGGGUAGACUCAGUUUCAGCCAUAAGUUCACUGCUGUCAUGGUGACCCUUUGGUGUUUUAUAUACUGUGUUUCAAUAAAAAACCCCUUCAAGUUUGCAGGGUGUGUCCAUCCUAACUCACUGGCCCACAGUCUCACCCAACCACAUGCCCAUCCAGAGUGUGCCAUGAUCCCUGCCAAGGGCUCACAGUUGCUUUUGGUUGCUGCUUUCUUGGGGUUUUCCAGGAAGAUCUAGGGGGAAUAAGGCCAGGGCUUGGUUGGUGGGCUCUUUAUUCUAGAUUGGGAGUGAACCCACACUGGCCAUGAGGGAAGAGUGGACCUGAACGCUGAGUGUCAAUAUGAUCUUCUGGUUGGCUUCUUGCCCCUGUUUUCCUUCCACCCAGUAGGCCACUCCAGGACUCUUAGACCUUGGCUGCAGGAGUUAAGGGAGCCCUCGGCCAGGAACUCAGAGGCUCAGCUGCAACCUCAGACUUCGGUUCCCCUGGGUUCUCAGCUCAUUUCCUGUGACCUGGGCAACGGCUUUAUUCUACUGAUUGUUUCCUGACUUACCCCUUUGGUUCUCAUUCAGUGACCCCAGUUUCAGGCCCGGGAUUCUACGUGGUUCCCCUGUCCUUAUGGAGACUUUUGUCCUGUUGCUGAAACCUCAGUCACUGUGGCUGGGUUUCCACUGUGGGGCCUGUGUCAUCUGUCUGAACUCUUCUUCCCUAUUGCCUGCUGCCAGCGCUGCCCCUCCCCCAACUCUGUCAUCUGCUCCUGUGUCUGGGACAUCCUCAAACUCCUGCUCUAACUGCUGUGUCUGCGUGGUCUCCAGGUCCUCAAGAUCCCAGAUUUAGCAGGUCCUAACUCUCCCUGAAUACCCGUGCUCACAGACAGUAAUUAUAUUGGAGUCUGUCCCGUCUUACUUUACCCCAUUCACAGGGGUAGAAAAACCUUGAACUUGAGACUCAUUUUCUGUUCUCUUUAUUUAUAAUACAAUGAGCAGAUUUUCUGAUGA